GAACUUCAUAAACGUCACAUGAACACAUGACAGAAAAUAAACAUAACCUAAAAAUUCAAAAAAAUGAGUAAUUUUAAAACAUACUUAUUGUGGUUCGCUCAAGAUCACAUUAAUUUUAGAAGAGAGGAAACAAAUUCUUUAUUAAAUUUACUCAAAAUUGAAAUGACGUUUUUGGAAGAGCCAACUUUAGAGCAACCUUAUUGGCUGGUGAAAUUUUCAAAUGAAAAUGAUUUAAAAACUCUUUCAAACCGUUUGGUUUCGUUAAAAUACGCCCUCGAACUUUGGGGCUAUUCCGAUAACAUUCCAGGUUUACACCGAGAAGUACAAAACUAUCCAAAAUCGCUAAUGUUACCUUAUAUGAGUGCCGAAAAAACUUUUAAAAUUGAUGUGGAAACUUUUUGUAAACAUUUCACGCAAAAGGAAAAAGUUGAUAAGUUGGAAACUUUUAAUUAUUUACCUGUGGAAGGUAAAGUUAAUUUAAAAAACCCCGAUGUUGUUUUUAAUUAUAUUGAAUUUUAUGGUGUUGAUCCUAAAUCGCCACCGGAAAAACCUUACAUGGUUUUUUUUGGUAGAUGGAUAGCUAAUGGUUUACGGUCUUUGAUCAAUCAACUCUCAUUAAAAACUCGAAAAUUUAUUGGAAAUACAAGUAUGGAUCCUCAGUUAUCAUUAUUAAUGGCUAAUCAAGCUAAAAUACAAGAAGGGGAUAUCAUUUUAGAUCCUUUUGUGGGGACUGGAUCAUUAUUAGUGGCUGCUGCUCAAUUCGGAGGUUAUGUUUAUGGUGCUGAUAUCGAUUAUUUGAUGUUACAUGGUCGGACGCGACCAUCCAGAAUUAAACAAACUAAACGAAGUGAUGAUGAGAGCGUAAAAGCGAAUAUGAUCCAAUAUAAUUUAGAAGAUAAAUACUUGGACGUAUUAGUAAAUGAUUUUACAAUUUGUUAUUGGAAAGAAAAUUUUUUAUUUGAUGCUAUAAUUACAGAUCCUCCCUAUGGAAUUAGAGAAGCAACAGAAAAAAUAGGAACAGCUAAAUCUAAUUAUACGAUAAGUGAAGAACAUUUAGCAACACACAUUCCAGCUAAAGUCGAUUAUGGUCUUUCUAAUUUAUAUCAUGAUCUACUUAAUUUUUGUGUAAAACAUCUAAAAAUAGGAGGACGUCUUGUAUGUUGGUUUCCAGUUUAUAGAGAUGAUUACGAUGAAAAUUGUUUACCAACAAACGAUUGUUUAAUACUAAAAGCAAACAGUGAACAAAUUCUAAAUAAGCACACCUCAAGACGAUUAUUAACAUACGAAAAAAUUAAAGAUGCAUCCGAUUUUCAGGGUUUAAAGAAUGAGAUAAUGGAUUUUAGGGCAAAAUAUUAUGAUACGAGAGAAGAAACGCGUAGGGAAAAACGACUGCGUGACGCUAAUAUUAGGGAUAAAAAUUGGAAAGAGUACUUAGAAAAGAAUAAUUAAUAAAUUUGUUUAUAAAUUUAAAUUUUGGUCUCGAA
This is a messenger RNA of Onthophagus taurus, 1484 nucleotides long. Its product is annotated as tRNA (guanine(10)-N(2))-methyltransferase homolog. Gene Ontology annotation, cellular component: cytoplasm. NCBI's taxonomy places the organism in Eukaryota, Metazoa, Arthropoda, Insecta, Coleoptera, Scarabaeidae. Gene Ontology annotation, molecular function: nucleic acid binding; tRNA (guanine(10)-N2)-methyltransferase activity. Gene Ontology annotation, biological process: methylation. The record is from RefSeq and is a predicted model, not a curated record.